AUGAACAAAUUGCAAGUUCUUUUCAUUGCAGCUAUAGUUUGCACAAUUGGAUCCACUGUUUAUUUACUCAAUAAGAGCUCUUCAGAUGUCCAAGAGUCUUAACUGACUUUCCCCUAUGAUGAAAAUUUAGCUGAAAAUUUAGCUGGAUUUUCUAUGGCUUCUUAUUGUAAAGCUUCUAAAAUUGAAAACUGGAAUUGCGGUGCUUCUUGCAAAAAAAAUCCCGAAGGACUUUAAGAUGUCUACAUUAUGAAAAAUAAAACUAUGAACGCUGCUGGUUUCUUAGCAUAUUCUCCUGCUCAUGAUGCUAUAGUAGUUGUAUUUAGAGGAACUGUCCCCUGGUUGAUCAAGAAUUGGAUUAGUGACAUUAACACUGUCAAAACAAAAUACUCUAGAUGCGAAAAAUGCUAUGUUCAUUUGGGCUUCUUCAAUGCCUUCAAGGAAUUGUAAGAUUAAAUUCUUACUGAGUUCCCUAAACUUAAGGCCAAAUAUCCUUAUUCAAAGGUUUUUGUUACAGGUCAUUCCCUUGGUGCUGCAAUGAGUACUCACGCUGUUCCUGUCAUUUAUGAACUCAAUGGAAAUAAGCCUAUCGAUGCAUUCUAUAAUUUUGGUUCCCCUAGGGUUGGUGAUGAAAAUUACCACUAAUGGUUCGAUAGCUAAAAUUUUACUCUUUAAUAUGGUAGAAUUAACCACAGAGCUGAUCCAGUUCCUCAUUUACCCCCUAAUUACUCUCCUUUCACUUUUACUCAUAUUGAUCAUGAAGUUUUCUAUUAAACAUUUAAGAAACCUUAUACAUAAUGUAUUGAAACUGAAAGUCUUGAAUGUGCUGAUGGUAUAAAAAUUCCCUUAGAUAUUCCUGACCAUCUUUCUUACUUUGGUUGGGAUUGGGCCACUGACAUCUUAGCUUGCUAAUGA
Molecule: messenger RNA, 912 nt
Organism: Tetrahymena thermophila SB210
Lineage: Eukaryota; Ciliophora; Oligohymenophorea; Hymenostomatida; Tetrahymenidae
Product: lipase family protein
Exons: 2
Biological process (GO): lipid metabolic process
Source: RefSeq, a predicted model, not a curated record